UAUGAUUAUUAAUGCUAAGCUGUGCAGUUGUUUUUUAACCGUGAACUAAAUAUUAUUUUCCGAAUACUGUGUAAUUGGUCAGCGUCUCGCGUAAGGGGAAAAAUUGAGAAAAUUAUGACGACCAAUCACACGGCUGUACUCCUCCCUUUUCCCCCCGGUGCCCCCUCCCCUCCCCCCAGGUAAAGAGCUUCGACGCGAUAACACAGUGCGGUGCGAUAGCGCGCGAUUGGGACGCGCGGCGAGCGGCAAUGAGUGCUCUCUGUACACCUCAAAUUUACCUAACCCAGCUUAAUUAGGACGCUUACAUAUUACAAACACGUUAAACUCGAAUUAUGAAGAGCAUGCAGUUGUCACGUGGGGAGGAUCCACAAGCCGAUAACGGCAGUGAGGCGUUGCAGCUUGUUAAGAACGAGGAGCGGGUCGAAGGCACAGCCGGUGCUAAUGAAGGGGAACAGUUGCCUGAGGGCGAGCAGCAGUCAGUAAUCACAUCGCGCCGAGCGUUACGAACUAUCACAACAGCUGGACACAUCACCGAGACUCCCGAAGGUAUAGAUGACGUUAAGGACGAGCCACCCGAACCGCAGUUGGAACCCUACCGUACGGCCGCAGAGUCCGAACGACCAUACGAUGAAGAACGGCUGCGCGCCGCUGAGCAAGACGCGGCACGCUACCUCGCUUUUAAGCAGGAGCCCUACCGUGCACAACAGCCGCCUUCACCGUCUAAUCAGAUGGAUAAACGCGCUAUCCCAGCUUACCGCGCACCUGCAGGGCGCCCGCAAUACGGACGUAGUUUGGCGCUGCGCUAUGGAGCACCGUACCACGUUAUAGUAUCACAGGAUGGCGAAGAAGCGCCGCCCGAUGGAACCGAGACCUACGCAGGAGAGGCUGACGCGCGUCACUAUGCUGUAGCCGCCGCUUUGCAAACUGAUCAUGGGCCUACUUUAGAAAUGAUCCAGACAACAGCUCUCAAUAAUCAGCAAGCCGUCGGUGUCGCUUACCAACAGGUGAAGUACGAAGGGCGUGGAUCGGGAAUCGCAGGAGGGGCGGGGAGUUCUGGUGGCGCUGGAAGCGCAAGCGAAGCGGAAGCGCGGGCAAGCACGUAUGCAAGCUUGCAACCUGUGACGUCAGUGCAAGGCGGAUAUACUUACGCACAAAGUCCUCAGUAUGCCACUGGAGGCUAUGGUGCCUACGCGCCUGCCGCACCCACUAAAGAGCUGGUGACGCUGUAUGGAGGUGGCGGCGGUCGCGGUGAGGAUAGCCCGCCGCAAUUGCUAUACCGCGCUGAUCCCACUCUGGCGUCAUCGGGAUUAGGCACUCGAGUAGUAUACGGCCAAGCUCCUUAUGAGCCGCCGGCUAGCCCUGCGCCGCAGCAGGUCACGCUGUACUCGCACGGCAGCGCGGUGCAGUACAAGGUGGGCGGUGAAUACCUCACCCAGAGUGGAGUUGAAUACGUACCUGUCUCUGGAUACGAAACUGGUCUGCUUGUUGAGAGCUAUGCACCACCCUCGCAGCCCUGGCCUUCGCAUAACUUGUUACCUAUGGAUGAGCAGUUUGACCCUGGAAUGGCUGGCAUGGGCGAAGUCAAGGAGUGCGUGAACUGUGCGGCCGCUACCACACCGCUGUGGCGCCGCGACGGCACCGGUCAUUACCUGUGCAAUGCAUGUGGUUUGUACACGCGCAUAAACGGGGUUAACCGACCGCCACUCAAAGGACAGAAGGCAAAGCCACAGCAAGCGCUGCCGACCAACGGCAACCGACGCGUAGGGGUGACCUGUGCAAAUUGUCGCACAUCCAACACGACGCUUUGGAGGCGCAACAACAACGGUGAACCAGUAUGCAACGCCUGCGGCCUCUAUUACAAGCUGCAUAAUGUCAACCGGCCAUUGAGUAUGAAAAAGGACGGCAUCCAGACUAGGAAACGGAAACCAAAGAGUAUGGGUGGUGGACAUAGCGGACAUGGUGGACACGGUGGCGUAUCCCGGGGCGGCGGUUUAACAGUGGAGGCACACUCGCACAAGGUGCUGCCUCCGCUGUACGCAGCUGUGGAAGGCGCCGCGCCACUGCUGCUGCUACCUGCAACGCACCACGAAGGCGCGCUAUCAGCGUUAGAUCGAGGAAGUGCUACACCGACGUCGCACUACAGGCCUCCCUAGUGCCAAGGUAUACUACAUUGCUCAAUUCCUCGCUUAACAUUAAUCAGUACAAUGCAAUGGGAAUCUGCUCUCAAUAGAUGAGUAUAACAUACUACUCAGUAAGGAUGGAUACAAUUGAAAAGAUUAAUUGAUAUUAACUUAAGAACGACGGUAUCAGAAAGAUUUACUCUGAUUUUAUUGAGUAAUUUAUGUUAUGACAAACUUUACUUUACCACUUAGCAAAGAAGCUUAUACAAAUGGAAGAUAUAAGUUCUUACACAGCGUUUAAAGUUACUUAUGGUAUUUAAAUUCACAACUGUCACGAUUUAACUAUUAAUCCACAAUAAAAGAUUAAUAAACUGUCUUUAAAAUUACGAUAAGUUAACGAUUUCUAAAACAAAGAAGUUUUUCUUUUCAUGUAAAAGAUUUGUUAGAGGAAACGCCACUAAAAUUGUAUUUACCGACCGCUUUCUGAGUUCUGUAAUUACUUUUAAUGUUAUAGGUGUAACAGAUAUGUAAAUAAAAUCUUUAUAGUACCAACUGUGUACGAAUAAUUAAUGUAUGUACUUAGAUUAUAUUAUCUUUUAAGCCAAAGAUAAAGUCAAACCAAAAAGCGAAAUGCGAAUGCGGUAAUUAAUAAUUAUUAAAAAUCAGGCGUUAUGGGAAAUUUUAAUCUUUAUUACGAGAUAGCCCUUAGUUCACCUCUUCUAAAUAUGUCUGUUAAAUGAAGCGAGAAUAAUUGCUUCUAGUCUUAUGUGAAAAGUUAGCUAAAAUCUUUAUCUUGAGGUUGAUAGAGAAUAACGCUGUUUAAAAGAGGUUAUACUUUGGUUUGCAAAUACGGUCAUGUGCCUUUACUUUGAAAUUAAUUGUAUUGUAAUUGCAACUUUAAUGCUUGAUGUUAUAUUGUAUGCUGUAUCAGUCUUUCUUUGGCAGUCAUGGUGACUCUUUAACUCCUUUUCUUUAAACAGUUGGACAAUUGAAGAAAAAUGUUAUUCUUCUAAGGCUACUUAAGGUAUAAGAUACCACUAGCCUACCACGUAACUUCAAUAGCGAUCCGAAUUUCAAUAAUGAGUUUACCUACCACGUAAUUCCAAGUUUGCGAUAUCAGCCAUCUGAAUAUUGAGACAUAAUAGAAAAGAAAUAACUUGUCUUUGAAAUCGUUAUUGAAGUUAAUAUUAAAAUAGUCUAUAGACUAUUCUAGGGUUUUAAUAGCGAUGGGUGUCGCCAUCUAGCGGACUACGACGAAUUUAUAGUAUAUAACGUGCCAGUGAACAAUUAAUAUAUGAAAUAGAUAAUAUUGUACAGGCAUUUAUUUAUGUUUAGUGAUUUUAAGUAGACGUUUUUGUAACAUAUGUAGUUUUAAGUGUAUGUUUUGUAAUAAAUCU
Pieris brassicae (large cabbage white) is the source of this 3517-nucleotide messenger RNA. Its product is annotated as GATA-binding factor 6-B-like. Gene Ontology annotation, molecular function: zinc ion binding; RNA polymerase II cis-regulatory region sequence-specific DNA binding; DNA-binding transcription factor activity, RNA polymerase II-specific. The record is from RefSeq and is a predicted model, not a curated record. Gene Ontology annotation, biological process: positive regulation of transcription by RNA polymerase II; negative regulation of transcription by RNA polymerase II; cell fate commitment. Bases 333 to 2153 code for a protein of 606 amino acids. The transcript has 9 exons. NCBI's taxonomy places the organism in Eukaryota, Metazoa, Arthropoda, Insecta, Lepidoptera, Pieridae.